This is a messenger RNA of Pomacea canaliculata, 1455 nucleotides long. RefSeq names its product sigma intracellular receptor 2-like. The transcript is spliced from 3 exons. NCBI's taxonomy places the organism in Eukaryota, Metazoa, Mollusca, Gastropoda, Architaenioglossa, Ampullariidae. The coding region runs from base 6 to 572 and encodes 188 amino acids. Gene Ontology annotation, cellular component: endoplasmic reticulum. The record is from RefSeq and is a predicted model, not a curated record.
UUUAUAUGGUUCUAUUCUUACACGGAGGAUUUAAGAUUCGUUGGCACGCAGGAACGGCCAAAAUGCGUUUCUUGGACGUCGUUUUCUUUCUGUAUUUUCUGACGCAUAUUCCAAUCGCCUUGUUGUUUGAUUCUCAGGGGGUAUUUCCUGAACAGUAUUACCCCAAACUUCUUGUUGAUACAAAGAAGUGGUACUGCCGAGAAUUCAAGGACUCUCUGAUGAUUGAUCCACCUUCAUGGUUUUUUGCUUUUCUUCUUUGUGAGGUUCUACUUCAGUUUCCAUUUUUCUUUGUGGCAACAUACGCCUACCUCAAAGGUGCUGCAAAGUCUACAUGGAUUCGUAUUCCAGUGAUUAUUUAUUCAAGCCAUGUGGUUACAACUCUUAUAGCUAUAUUUUAUCAUAUGCUGACCUCUGAUUUCACCAAUUCAAAGUACCCAGGGCCAGCAACGAUGAAAGAACGCCUGACUCUAAUGAGCAUUUAUUCCCCCUACUUUAUUAUACCAUUGUUAAACCUGUGUGAUGCUUGCUUUAGCUCAGCUUACAAGGAGGUGAAAAAAAUAAAACGACAGUAGAAUGCUUUUUUAACCUGUGGUGAGCUUUUUUUUUUCUUCAUUAUUUUUAUGUGCAUGAAGAAUUUUCAUUCCCUUAAAAAUUAUUUUUCUUCAAGAAAUCACAUCAUAUGUGUAUAAAAUAUACAUUUCUGCUGUUCAGAUUAUAAUACCCCCUACAAAAAAGUUCAGCACAAGUACUACCUCAACUUAUGGUUUGCUAACCAUUUUGAAAAACCUAUAAUGAAUUGACAAUUUUUAAAUUGAAGUGUAAUGCCCAUAAUUUGUUGCCAACUCAGCACACCAUCAGAUCACUCUAAUCAAGCUAAUAGACAUCUAAAAAGCACUCACAUGCAUGGUACAUGCCACUUAUUAACCAACUAAUCUGGUAAUGAUUUUUUAAAAUUAGCUAUCAUGCUUUAUUAACACUUAACCAUUAACCAAAAAUCUGGCACUGAUGCUAACAAACUGGCUGUCAUGCUUUAUUAACACUUUAGGUUUUGCCUCUAGGAUGUAUUGUUCUAUCACUUUGUAAAAAUUGCAUGUUCUGAGCCUGUUUCUUUUGUCCUGUUUAUUUGUUAGGAAGAUAUUUCUUGCCUCCAUCUUUUCCUUCAGAAUAUAUUCUUUUUAUCUUUCACAUGCUUGAAAUGCUUUAUGCUGUACUUUAUUUUGUACUUUUCUGCUUUGUACCUUUUAAGUCCUAUUAUAUGUUGCACUUAUGGCAUAGCUGCUCGUGAUAAAAGAUGGACAUAAAUGAAAGCAAACAUCCCACCUUGAGAGUUUUUGGUUUGCAGCUGAGGAUGGGGAUAUGGUAACUUGCUUGAUGGAGGGGAAGCUCUGUACCAGGGCACUUUUUAUGAUGAUGAAAUGGAUUUUUAAAUAAAGUUUUAAUAUUUUCUGUAUGAGA